Molecule: messenger RNA, 3983 nt
Organism: Cloeon dipterum
Lineage: Eukaryota; Metazoa; Arthropoda; Insecta; Ephemeroptera; Baetidae
Product: tRNA dimethylallyltransferase
Exons: 7
Coding region: 26-1378 (450 amino acids)
Biological process (GO): tRNA modification
Cellular component (GO): mitochondrion
Molecular function (GO): tRNA dimethylallyltransferase activity
Source: RefSeq, a predicted model, not a curated record
CUGCUCGUGCCUCUAGUGAAGCGGGAUGUAUAGUGAGAAGUGCAGUGAAAUGUGGUGUCGUGUGCCUUUAAUUGUGAUUCUUGGUGCGACAGGGACCGGCAAGUCCAAACUGGGCAUCGAGUUAGCAAGGAAAUUCGCAGGAGAAGUUAUAGGUGCAGAUUCUAUGCAGGUUUACAAAGGAUUGGACAUAGUUACAAAUAAAGUGACAAGUGAAGAAAUGAAACAAGUGCCACACUAUCUGAUUGAUUUUUUAAACCCCACGGAGAACUUCAACAUUGUGGACUAUAGGAAUAUGGCUUUGAGCAAGAUUUCCGACAUCGAUUCCCGCAGCAAAUUGCCAAUCGUGGUCGGUGGCACCAAUUAUUACAUCGAGUCUCUCUUGUGGAAAGUGCUUGUCCAGCACGAGUGCAAAAUUAUAAAGACGGUGCCGCCGGAGGCCUCGAAUUCCGUGGCUGCUGAUGUGUCUGCGAGAUGCGAGUUCACACAUCUCAGCAACGAGGAGUUGAUGACGCGGCUGGAGGCCGUGGAUGCAGAGACGGCCCUGCGUCUACAUCCCAAUGACCGCAGGAAGGUUUUAAGAGCAUUAGAGGUGUUCGAGCAGGAGAAGCGGCCUUUGAGUGAAAUUCUUCGAGAACAACAAUCGGAGGACGGUUCCAGCCCCAUUGGUGGACCUUUGAGAUUCCCGCGGAGCAUUAUUUUCUGGCUACAAUGGGAUCAGGGUGUGCUUGACGAGGAUCUGGAUAAGCGGGUGGAUGAAAUGAUUGAGAAGGGACUGCUGCAAGAACUCCUUGAUUUUCACUCCAAGUACAACGCUGAGAGACUGUCAAGUGAAGCUGAGGCAGAUUACACCAAAGGAAUAUUCCAAAGUAUCGGCUUUAAAGAGUUCCACCCUUAUUUGAUCAUGGACGAGGCGCAGAGAGAAACUGAAGAGAGCAAGAAGCUGUUGGAGAAGUGCAUUGCCGAGAUGAAAAUGGCAACCAGGAGGUAUGCCCGCAGGCAGGUCAAGUGGGUCAAUGCCAGGUUCCUCAGCAACAUCAACAGAGCGACACCAAAACUCGUGCCGUUGACCCUGAAAAACGCUGCAAACUGGGACACAGAGAUCCUGGAGCCGGCGGUGGCGAUGGUGCAGAAGCUGCUGGAUGGUGAGACAACCGUGGCCACUCCUUCGGAGCAGUUGUCUGAGGAACAAAUUGUGCGGCAGCGGAAGAAAAGCGAGCCGUGCAGAGAGUUCUGCGAGAUUUGCCAAAGACUCUUUGUACUGCGCGACCAGUGGGAGGACCACCUAAAGUCCAACAAGCACAAGAGGAGACGUGAGGGACUAAAGAAGCACGAGGCCAACUGCAAGAAGCAAAAGCUGGCAGAAGCAGAAAGUGCUUAGCAACUCAACUUGAUCUGAUUUGUCUAAUAGGGAGAUCCGACUGCUAAUAAAUUAAAAUUAGAAUAAUAAGAAAGAAUAUUCUGUGUAUUCUUCAAGUAUUCAUAUCUUAGUUUGUGUUUUUUUUCAAAACAAUACAGCUUGUAACUUUUUAAAAAAUCAUUUCACUUGAAUCAAGUGCAGCUUUUUUGAUAAACAGCAAGCUGGUGUUGAAUUUGGCUUGGUUGAUCUUGGUUUUCGUCAGUUGGUAGAAUUUCUGGGCCCAGCAUGCCUCGAUGAUAAAUGAUCACUGGUGCGAUGUGUCAUGUGUUUAUAGCCAUGCGCGCGUGUGGUGGUGUGAUGAGUUUUGUCCAGGAGACGAGGGCUGCAACUUCCAUGAUAUUUACCCAAACUCUCUCCUUCUGUAUGUCUUGGCGAGCAACUUUUUACUGAUUAAAUUACUAAAAAAAUUUAAGAAUUAUUGGGGUUGGAUGUUCUUUUUUUUUUUUGUUAAUGAAUCGCGACUUGAAAUAAAGAAAUACUCCGAUAGCGAAAUGUUAAUGUCGAUGAAAAUAUAAUGCUAAAUGUGAUAUAAUCUAACUUAAUAAAGAAACGUAAGCUAAGUUCUGGUGAAUGAAUAUCCAGCUUAAAAGUAUCUAAAGUUAAGAAGGAAACGAUUUGCACAUUGUUUUCUUUGAUUGCCUAAUCUGAACAAAACAAAGUUAACCAUGUGUAUACGUUUGACGGUUGACUCAUUUGUUGCCUUGAAGAAGAAGUUAAAAAAAAUGCUAAUAUCUAAUUUUUUUGGACAACAAGUUAGGAAGUGAAUGGAAUUCUCCGUCGUUAAAGUUAAGAAAUAUACCGAACAUAAUAGUAUAACACUCGCGUCCGUUGCACUAUGAGUAAAUAUCAUUGUUUUUUUUGUUUUAGCACUGCACAACUUUACAUACUGUUUGUCGUCUUUUUCGGAAACGUUUUUGUCUAUGUCUUGGAAGUGUUCGUUUUUCCUUUGUUGCACGUUGCACAUUUUCGUUUUGGUAUGGAUUAACACAUUUGCUUGCCGACGGUAUGGGGCUGCUAGGUUCACUCGAAUGUCUGCUGCAGGUGAUGGAUUGGGUCGCAUUGUUGUGGAAUGUGGGAGUCACAAUAGUCUUUGGCUGGAAUAAGGCUCCUUGAUGUUCCAGGGGUCAUCUGUUUCAGGUACCACUUCAAUGGUCAGGUCCCGCCUUGUUUUAGGAGUUACUCUUUCUUGACUGUGUGUUUGGUUGAUGUGCCCGUGGGUUGAGUAUAGGUGCAGUGGAAGGUAUUUACAGGAAAUGGCACUAAAUUUACGUUACUUGCUCAUUCUGUGAACUUAAAAAAACUUGAUAGUGGUGCCUUAACUAUUCAAAUUUUCAAUUUCAUCGUGUGAAAAAGAUGUAAAAAAUUUAUGACAUAAACAAAUUUGAAAAUAAAACAAAGGGAAAAAAUAUUUACUCGUACUAAAUUUGAAAGGCGGCGAGAAAAAAGAUAAACUUAGAACAUAAUUGUUGUAUAAAAAUAGUGUUUAUAAAAUUAUGUUGUAUGCAAAUUAAAAAUAAUUGUCUUGAAAAUGAAUUAUUUUUAUAGAAUGGUUCAACGAUAUACUCUUUUUUUCUCACUAAGCGUAUACUGCUGUAUCUAAUGUCCAUAAACUUUGUAACUUAAUGUGAGCCGCCAUAUAGUUUCUGAUUAUAAUAUAAUCGGAAAUGUGGAAAAUUACGUUAAUUUACUACUAAAUCCGUUAAUUCAAUUCUUUCUCUAUUAUUUCUUGUUUUGCUGCUUUUUGCAAGAUAAGUCAAAUUUGCUCUAGAUUAGGCGUAUGAAUUAGGAGAAAUGUUGUGUAAGCCAUGAAAGUGUGUGUUUCUUGUGGAGUUCGUCAAUUUUCACAAUAGAAAUCUAUAAAUUAUUAUUUUUUCUAAAUUUAUUAAAAAUUGCCUUAAUAUUUUGUUUUGUUGGAUGAUAUAAAGUGAUUUUGUUGGCAAGCUUUUUUUCUUAUAUAUAAAAGUGAAGUGUGGUUGUUCUCUGACAUCCGUAAAAUAAAAAAAAAUACGGAAAUUUAUUUGAGAAAUUAGUGGCGAUUUUAUUUAUUACUGCUCACGAGUGUAUGAAUUUAAUUUAAUAUUAAAUUUGUCGCUUUUCUCAGUAACUCAUUUUUAGCGUUGUUGUGUUCUAUGUAUAUGUAUUUCUAGUAGAACUGUGUUGUAUGUUAUUGUGAUACCUGGAUAAAUGUUUGAUGGAAGAGUUAUACUGUAAGUGUUUAUUUAAAAGCCAAAGGAUUCUAGAGGUAGGUGUCACCGUUGUUAUUAGCGUUUUUACUUACAAUUUAAUUCUUAGUUUAAAAUCGAAAGAAUUAUAUUUUUGUGCGAAAAAGGUGCAAAAGAAAAGGAUUUGCUAUAUAUGCUUGGUUUCUAAUUUUCUCAUUUUUGGAUGACGUUUAUUUUGUUUGGUAUGAAAUUGGUGUUGAAUCCGUGCAUCGUUUCGUUGGAAUUGUUGAGGUCUUAAUUGAAUAUGGAUGUGCUGCCCAGUGGGAAAAUAAUGUUAUGCUUUAAAUUUUUUUGUUAAUGAAAAUGCAAACAAAAGUGUUUCCAAUUAAAAGUACUGAUUGUCA